CCAGUUUUUGUCCGCCAUAAUUGAGGAUGUUAAAGACGUCAGGUCGCUGGGUGGUCAACUCCUGUCCUAUGAUGAGGCUGAGGCCGUGGAAGCCGUACUGGCUGCGAAGAGUCUGCCGUUGCUGCAGGCGGCUGUUUAAGACCUUCCCCACCAGUGACUCCGCCAAGGGCAAGCCCCCCAGAGGGAGGUUCUUUAAACGGAAACACCACGUUGAGCCUACUCCAGCACCACCUCCAACUCCCACAGGGGGCUCCCCGGCAGUAUCCAGAGUCACCAUCGAUGAGGAGGUGCCCCAGGUUGGGACUGGGGCUGACUCUUUGGGGAAGGUUGCGAAGAGUCUGCAGAUGCUGCAGAAAGUUCUUUAAGACCUCCCCCAGCAGUGACUCCGAAAAGGGCAAGCCCCCCAGAGGGAGGUUCUGGCCACGAAGCAAGCAGGUUGAGCCGACUCCAGCGCCACCUCCAACUCCCUCAGGGGGCACCCCGGCAGUCUCGGGAGUCACCAUCGGUUUGACAACUAUCCAGGAGGAAGUGGACAGAGCUGAGGUCAUCUUCAGCUGGACCCAGUUCCUGUACGCAGUAAUAGAAGACGUCAAAGACAUCAGGUCGCAGGGUGGUCAGCUUCUGACCGAUGAUAAGGAUGAGGCUGUGGAAGCCGUACUGGAAAUUAUGGAGGAUGUCAAAAAGCAUCCGGACCCUGGGUUCCUGCUGCGGUUAAGCCUGGACGCCGUCACGGAACUCACCAAAAUGAAGCCGCCUAUGCCCUUCAAUCUCAAGGCAGCAGUCCUCAACGUGGCGGUGUCCGGGCUGAACCAAGUGGACCCAGGGACCCAGGAGAACAUGGCAUCCUUUAAGAAGAUGCUCAGGGGGCUGCUGGAGGAGGCCCCCUCUGUCUACAGCACCAUUGGCAUCUUGAAGGAGCUCCACAGGUAUAUUGAAUCAGAGGAGCCCCGGCUGCAGGCUCUGGGCCGAGAAGCCUACGUCUACGUCCUGCAGCAUGUGGCCAGACUGCCCAAUGUGGAACUGACCACACACAAGGCUCUCUUGCGCAUUGAAGAUGACUUGACUCAUCAUUUGAUUCAAAGCACCAUCAAAGGGCGGCUGGAAGGAAGGGCACGGCCCGCUCCCCACCCGUUAAAUGUGUUGAAAGUUGCUCUUUAUGGAAGGAGCGGAGGCAGCAGUGCCCGGGCUGAUGCCUUGCCUGCACAAGCUCCAAGCGAUGUGCUUGCAUGAUGGCCAGUUUGAAGAACUACUCCGAGAGAGAGAAAAUAAGAUUCCAGGAUCAGAGUUCCAGUAUCGAUUGAUUGAUUUUAUUGAACGUAUUUAUGUACCACCCGAAACGUAUGUCUCUGGGAGGUUUACA
This is a messenger RNA of Hemicordylus capensis (graceful crag lizard), 1360 nucleotides long. RefSeq lists its product as uncharacterized. Bases 280 to 1230 code for a protein of 316 amino acids. Lineage: Eukaryota; Metazoa; Chordata; Lepidosauria; Squamata; Cordylidae. The record is from RefSeq and is a predicted model, not a curated record. The transcript has 11 exons.